Acinonyx jubatus (cheetah) is the source of this 3399-nucleotide messenger RNA. RefSeq names its product major facilitator superfamily domain containing 12 (gene MFSD12). The coding region runs from base 1630 to 3153 and encodes 507 amino acids. NCBI's taxonomy places the organism in Eukaryota, Metazoa, Chordata, Mammalia, Carnivora, Felidae. The transcript is spliced from 9 exons. Gene Ontology annotation, biological process: carbohydrate transport. Gene Ontology annotation, cellular component: membrane. The record is from RefSeq and is a predicted model, not a curated record. Gene Ontology annotation, molecular function: symporter activity.
UGGAGGCAGGUGCCCCCGGAGCUGGGGUGUCCCGCCCCGUGCACAGCCUUGAUAAGGCCGGCCUCCCAGCAUCCCUUCUGUGCCGCCGUGGACCCUGGGCCUUGAGAUUAGCCCCCGCCGCUUUCUCUGCCCACCUCCCCCUGGCACGGGUGCCUCCCGGCACUUGGGGCCCGCCGGGCAUUUCGGGAGGCAGGCACAGGAAUCCUGCCCUGCGAAUUCUGGGCGGCAGCUUUCUAGAAGCUAGGAGGGGCCGGCUGAUGUCUCCUUGCCCUUGGGAACAGUGACCGAGGAGGCAGUGACUUGCCCUGGGCCCUCGUGAGCGCUGUUUUUGCCAGGUGCAGCAGAUUUCCAAGCGGCCGGAGGUCGGGAUUCCCGGGUGCCGAGGACACCCAGGCUGCCCUGGGGGUCACUUUAGACUGUAGCGGCCGGGGAGGGGAGCAGGGAGACACGGGAGACUCAGACCGCUGCUCCCCUCUGAAAAGCGGACGGGAAAGGUGCUCCUCUUUGGGCCCGUGCGGGGAUUGCUUGCAGAGUCUGAGAGCCCGGCCUCCAACGCAGUUCUGUUCAGGUCAAGUCCUUGACGAGCAAACGCGAUAGUUCCUAGGCCUGACGGGUGACAGACACGUGGGUGUGGGGGUCUUCUCCCUGGGCCGACAGGGGAGCCACCCCUGGGGAGCCGGAAGCAGCCGUGGGAAGGGGUCCCCGGGAGCGCACGCUGUUAGCAGCCUGAUUCUGCGCCCCUUUCAUAGGCGGGAGGCCUGGGGUUCAGUGAGGCUCCCACCAGACCCCAGAGGAAGAAUCGGCAUCCCCUCCCCCCUGCAAAGGUUAGGCACCUUUAUAAAUAAAGAGCCGGCUUUGCGUUUAUGUACAACCGGCCUGGGGGCUACGCACCCCUACCAGGCACCACGGCCUCCACCUGCACCCCUUCCCCUUCUCCGCCGCAGGGUGAGCGUGUGGGGAGACCCAGGAGGAUCUGAGAGGAAGCCGAGGCAGCCCCUCUUGAGGCCUGAUAAGGGGACCUGAGUGAAAGUCACCUUGGCAACCCUCCCCACUUCUCUUUUUUUCUUUCUUUUUUUUUUUUGCCGCUGAGCCUGUGGCCGGUGGCGAUGGAUUCACUUUUCCCCUUAACAAGCUCUCUGGGCUUCCCCCAGCCCCGAGAGGAUACAGCCAGACAGGGGAUGAUUCUCCGUGGGGUCCACGCUGGGACAUGUGGGUGGACUAGGUUUCAUAAGGGAGAAGCAGAGCUUUGAAGGAAGGGACAUUAGCUUUGGGGGUUUGAAGGAUGGAUAGGAGUGUGUGUGCGCGUGCAUUCCGGCCGGUUGAGACAGCUGUGCAAAUGUGACCUACCACAGUUUUAAAGCUCGCGAGGCAGGUUUUGCACGUUAAUCUUUUUUAUUUUUUAUUUUUUAAUGUUUCUUUUUGAGAGCGAGUGAGACAGAGUACAAGUUGGGGGCGGGGGGCAAAGAGAGAGGGAGACACAGAAUCCGAAGCAGGCUCCAGGCUCCGAGCCGUCAGCACAGAGCCCGACGCGGGACUCGAACCCACGAACCGUGAGAUCAUGAGCUGAGCUGAGCCGAAGUGGGACACUCAACCCACUGAGCCACCCGGGUGCCCCUUGCAUGUUAACUCAUGCUGACUUUGAGAGGCAGAUAUUUUUGUUAUCUCCGCUUUCUGGAAACUGAGGCCCCAAGUCCCUUGCCCAAGGUCCCCCAGCCAGGCAGCCUCGUCCAGACAAUGGUUAACCUGGCCUGGCCGGCUCCAGGGCGGGUUCUGGCCAGGGCGGCGCAUUCUUCUGACCAGAGUGUACGGUUUGUGCCUGGGCCCUGCGGGGGCCUCCAGGGCCCCAGCGCCCCCAGGAAUCGGAUCGGGAUGCCCCGCCCACGCACCAGUUCCAGAGAAAUAGCAAGGAAAGGUGGUUUUGGUUUCAUUUCCCCAUCCCCGGGACUGCGGACGUGGGCCCCGCGUCGGGGCGUGAGGCACCGUCUGUGUCCUGCUGUCCUUCCCCUUCAUCUUCAGCCCGUGCCUGGGCUGCGGGGCGGGUACCCCGGAGUGGGCCGCCCUCCUCUACUACGGGCCCUUCAUCGUGAUCUUCCAGUUCGGCUGGGCCGCUACGCAGAUCGCCCACCUCAGUCUCAUCCCGGAGCUCGUCACCAACGACCACGAGAAGGUGGAGCUCACGGCCCUCAGGUACGCCUUCACCGUGGUGGCCAACAUCACCGUGUACGGUGCCGCCUGGCUGCUGCUCCGCCUGCAGGGCUCCCCGCACAUGGACGUGGCCCGGGAUGUCCGCGACCAGCUGGGCGUCCAAGACGUGCGGGUGUUCCAGAACCUGUCCCUGCUGGUGGUCGGAGUGGGCGCCAUCUUCUCGCUGCUGUUCCAUGUGGGCACGAGGGAAGGGCGCCGGCCGCGGGCGGAGGAGCCCGACGAGCACAGCCCGCUGCUGGCCCCGCCCACCGCCCAGCCCCUGCUGCUCUGGAAACACUGGCUGCGGGAGCCCGCCUUCUAUCAGGCGGCUCCCGUAGGCCCCGUGUCCCCUGCCGAUGGGGGCAGGGCGCGCCGUCGGAGCCCAGCCUUCUCUGCCCGCAGGUGGGCCUGCUGUACAUGAGCACGAGGCUCAUCGUGAACCUGUCCCAGACGUACAUAGCCAUGUACCUCACCUACUCGCUCAACCUGCCCAAGAAGUUCAUCGCCACCAUCCCGCUGGUGAUGUAUGUCAGCGGAUUCUGCUCGUCCUUCCUCAUGAAGCCGGUCAACAAGUGCAUCGGGAGGAACCUGACCUACUUCGCGGGCCUCCUGGUGAUCCUGGCCUUCGCCGCCUGGGUGGCGCUGGCAGACAGGCUCGGCGUGGCCGUGUACGUAGCCGCCGUGCUGCUGGGCACGGGCUGUGCCACGAUCCUCGUCACCUCGCUGGCCAUGACGGCCGACCUCAUCGGCCCCCACACGCACAGCGGAGCCUUUGUGUAUGGUGCCAUGAGCUUCUCGGAUAAGGUGGCCAACGGGCUGGCGGUCAUGGCCAUCCAGAGCCUGCAUCCCUGCUCGGGACCCCGGAGCCUAACCCUGACACCGUCCCCCCACGGUCGCGGUCCUGUGCACAUGAACUCUACAGGCCAUGCCCAGCUCCCAUCCCUGCCCCCCAUCCUCACCCGGCUGUGAGGGCGGCAGGUGAGGGCAGGCGGUCAGCAGCCCAGACUCUGAGCUUGGCCCUCUGGGAUCCAGGGGAGCGCCCAGCUCACCCGUCACCCCAGGCUCGGUCGGGGUUUCCUAGGUGCUGCCGGGUCCCUGGACGAACGGUGUCGUCAUUGGGCCUGAUGGGAGCCUCAGGCUUGGGGGGGACCCAGUCCCACAACCCUGUGCCCAAGGCCACGACUGGCUAUGAAUAAAAAGCCACCCAGGGGUGAG